CCCGUCCUUCCGCCCCAACCUCGGAAACGGAAGUGACCUUGCUGCACACUUCCGGUCGGGCUCCGGGAGGUGGAAGCAGCUUUGCGGACGUGUACCUGUGGUAUGAUAUGUGCAAAGACUCUGCCUGCUUUUUGACCAUGAAGGAGACAGACCUGGAGGCUGUUGCAACAGCAGUCCAAAGGGUUGCUGGGAUGCUUCAGCGCCCAGACCAGCUGGACAAAGUGGAGCAGUAUCGCAGAAGGGAGGCUCGGAAGAAGGCUUCUGUGGAGGCCAGGCUAAAGGCUGCAAUCCAGUCACAGCUAGAUGGGGUGCGCACAGGCCUGAGCCAGCUCCACAGUGCCCUGAACGAUGUCAAGGAUAUCCAGCAGUCACUGGCAGAUGUCAGCAAGGACUGGAGGCAGAGUAUCAACACCAUUGAGAGCCUCAGAGACGUAAAGGAUGCAGUGGUGCAGCACAGCCAGCUGGCCGCAGCUGUGGAGAACCUCAAGAAUAUCUUCUCUGUGCCUGAGAUUGUGAGGGAAACCCAAGAUCUCAUCGAGCAAGGGGCUCUCCUGCAGGCUCACCGGAAGCUAAUGGACUUGGAGUGCUCGCGGGAUGGGCUAAUGUGUGAGCAGUACCGCAUGGACAGUGGUAAUAAACGGGACAUGACCCUCAUUCAUGGCUACUUUGGUAAUACACAGAACCUCUCUGAUGAGCUGGCUAAGCAGCUGUGGAUGGUGCUGCAAAGAUCACUGGUCACUGUCCGCCGCGAUCCCACCUUGCUGGUUUCCGUUGUCAGAAUCAUUGAAAGGGAAGAAAAAAUUGACAGGAGGAUACUUGAUCGAAAAAAGCAAACUGGGUUUGUUCCUCCUGGGAGGCCCAAAAACUGGAAGGAAAAAAUGUUUGCCAUCUUGGACAGAACUGUGACAACUAGAAUUGAAGGUACACAGGCAGACACCAGAGAGUCUGACAAGAUGUGGCUUGUGCGCCACCUGGAGAUCAUCAGGAAGUAUGUCCUGGAUGAUCUCAUCAUUGCUAAGAACCUGAUGGUCCAGUGCUUCCCUCCCCACUAUGAGAUCUUUAAGAACCUCCUGAGCAUGUACCACCAGGCCUUGAGCACUCGAAUGCAGGACCUCGCGUCAGAGGACCUUGAGGCCAAUGAGAUCGUGAGCCUCUUGACAUGGGUCCUAAAUACCUAUACCAGUGCAGAGAUGAUGGGGAAUGUGGAACUAGCCCCAGAAGUGGACGUUAGUGCCCUGGAGCCUCUACUCUCUUCAAAUGUGGUCUCUGAGUUGCUUGACACAUACAUGUCAACACUCACGUCCAACAUCAUUGCCUGGCUUCGGAAGGCACUGGAAACAGACAAGAAAGACUGGAGCAAAGAGACAGAGCCAGAAGCAGACCAGGAUGGCUACUAUCAGACUACACUGCCUGCCAUUGUGUUCCAGAUGUUUGAACAGAAUCUUCAGGUUGCUGCUCAAAUAAGUGAAGAUUUGAAAACAAAGGUACUGGUUUUGUGUCUUCAGCAAAUGAAUUCUUUCCUAAGUAGAUACAAAGAUGAAGCCCAGCUUUACAAAGAAGAACACCUGAGAAACCGGCAACACCCACACUGUUACGUGCAGUACAUGAUUGCCAUCAUCAACAACUGCCAGACCUUCAAAGAAUCCAUCGUCAGUCUGAAAAGGAAGUACCUAAAAACUGAGGCAGAGGAGGGCCCAUGUCUGAGUCAGCCAAGCAUGGAUGGGAUUCUAGAUGCUAUUGCUAAGGAAGGCUGCAGCAGUCUGCUAGAGGAAGUCUUCCUGGAUCUAGAGCAACAUCUGAAUGAGCUGAUGACAAAGAAGUGGCUGUUGGGGUCAAAUGCUGUGGACAUCAUCUGUGUCACUGUAGAAGACUAUUUCAAUGACUUUGCCAAAAUUAAAAAGCCAUAUAAAAAGAGGAUGACAGCUGAGGCACACAGGCGUGUGGUGGUGGAAUACCUUCGGGCUGUCAUGCAGAAGCGUAUCUCCUUUCGAAGUGCUGAAGAGCGCAAGGAGGGUGCUGAGAAGAUGGUCAGAGAGGCUGAGCAACUCCGCUUCCUGUUCCGGAAGCUGGCAUCUGGAUUUGGUGAAGAUGCGGAUGGACACUGUGAUACAAUUGUUGCAGUGGCAGAGGUUAUUAAGCUCACAGACCCUUCUCUGCUUUAUCUAGAAGUCUCGACUCUGGUCAGCAAAUAUCCAGACAUCAGAGAUGACCACAUUGGUGCACUGUUGGCGGUGCGAGGAGAUGCCAGCCGGGACAUGAAACAGACUAUCAUGGAGACACUGGAACAGGGCCCCAUGCAAGCAAGCCCCAACUAUGUGCCCAUUUUCAAGGAGAUCGUUGUGCCAAGUCUGAAUGUGGCAAAACUCCUUAAGUAGCCCUGUCCUCCACUGCCUCGUGUGUCUUCACUAUGUGUCUUCCUGUUGCCACCCUAAGAAGCAAAUGUAUUAAAACAAAAGUCCUUCUCUGGGGGCUCAGUAUAUCGUCA
Messenger RNA from Peromyscus leucopus (white-footed mouse), 2485 nucleotides. It is a transcript of the gene Exoc3, whose product is annotated as exocyst complex component 3. The transcript is spliced from 13 exons. Gene Ontology annotation, cellular component: exocyst. Bases 108 to 2375 code for a protein of 755 amino acids. Gene Ontology annotation, molecular function: SNARE binding. Gene Ontology annotation, biological process: exocyst localization; exocytosis. The record is from RefSeq and is a predicted model, not a curated record. Lineage: Eukaryota; Metazoa; Chordata; Mammalia; Rodentia; Cricetidae.